Molecule: messenger RNA, 3762 nt
Organism: Symbiodinium natans
Lineage: Eukaryota; Dinophyceae; Suessiales; Symbiodiniaceae
Source: the annotation of a GenBank genome assembly
AUGAAGCGCUCGGCGCCGGUAGCUGGAUUCCUCCAUGUGGAGGGCGGUGUGUGCAGGCUUGAGGUUACCAACUUGAGUAUGGCCAGUGGUUCAGCACAACCACCUACGUCGUUCUCUCAAUCUUCCGCGUCACCCACUGUGCCCAACAAUACCAUGGAAAUGCCAAGGCUCGCCGAUAUCAUUGCGAAGAUCACAGAUGGAACACUCGUUACCCACGAAACCAAGCAGAGCAUCACAUCGCGGCAGAUGGAGCCCUGUAGCCGAGCAUGCCCUUCAUCAGUGGUUGGCGACACCGAAAAAAGGCUCCAACAAGUGGCAAAGACCGCCCAGUCCAUGCUGGCCAUCACGGAUCAGUCAACACCAGCAAGCGCCGUCAUCGAUUCCCGCAACGCCAAUGAGGGGAUCCUUGCCAUCACAGAUGUGCGUACACGAACAAAUGCCAUCACCAAUUCCCGCGUCACCAAUGAGGAGCCAACAGACGUCAUCACCGAGUCCCGCGAUGCCAAUGAGGAGACCCAGAGCAACCAGACCAAUGACGAGAACCAGGGUGAGAGCAGCAGUGACGACAACUCCAGCUCAUCAAGCUCCAGCUCUGAGGUUUCCAACAUGUCGAAUGUAGACUUUUCUAACUGGACCACGGAGUGGCAUGAUGCCUGGCAGUCCGUAGUAUCCUUGUCAGCACAGGCAGAAGGGUCCAACAAGAAGCAACGCAUCGCGAAAUCGAUGAUGCAGUGCCUUCGCACUGCGAAACAGCAGUGGGAUUGUGUCGCACAAGCCCAGGGCACCUUCGUCAAGUUCCAUUCUGAGCACUUCCACACCACUGUGCAAGAGGGCAAGUACACCGUCGCCGACUUGCCGCUCAUUGAGGUUCACGGAAAGGGCAAAAAGUUCAAGGAGUUCUUCCGCCUCAUUCAUGACGUCAGUACUGAAGAUCAAGCCCAAAUCCGGGAGAUCAUGGCCAAGGAUCCCAACAAUACUGCACUACUGCCUGAUAGUGUGCGUCCUGGCGACGUUCUUGGUGAGGCGUGCACGUUGCAACUCGUCAUCGACACUCGCAGUAACGCUGUGCUCCAAUUCUUCCACUCAAGCAUCUCUCUGCCGUGGGGUGUGGUCCGCCUGUUCUGCAGGGACAAGCCUAUGUUGCUGAACUACAAGAUAGCCACCAACUCGGACCUGGUGAAAUGCGCAUGCCUCGUCAUGUUGAAAGGCAUAGAAGGCGACCGCUGGAUGAAACAGUCCCUUGGCACAAAGCUUGUACGUAGCAAGAGCACAUCAGAGAAGGACGCCUCAUCUUGGGAUCCAUCGCCAGAGGAGCUUCGGGAGGGCAUCGACUUCAUCAACAUGAACGCCCCCCUGGCUAAUGGAAAAAACGAACAAUUUCUUUGGUCCUUGUUGAACGUCCGGGAUAAUGAAUCCCCCAUCUAUGCCUGGCCAAUGCAUGUGGUGAGCAAAGCCUGUCAGAAUCGGACGACCGGAGAUUCGCAGGCUGAGCCAGAGUUCUUCUUCCCCCUUCUGGUGGAAGAUCUCAACUACGAGUUUGUCAACAAGAUCCUACCGCUCAUCUUGCCAACUAUGACCACCCACGGGCUCAUACUCUUGGGUCGUGCCGGCAUUGGCAAAAACUCCUCUGGGUGGAGGCGAUCGAAACAGAUCGAUGGUUUUCGAGAGCGACCUGGUGAAAUCACUGUGCCGGUACUCCUUGAUGACCCGAUUCUGUCCUCCAUGAGUCUUGAGGACAUCAAAUCCUUCCUCGACGUAGGUGAGACCACGUUGGUGGAUGCUCGCUACAGAGCGGCCAAAUUCGCCAGGAACCAGACACGGAUCCUUCUCAACAAUGAGUGGAAGCCAGAAAACGAGCCGGACUUGCCUUUCGCCGAUCACAUUUCUUGGGGUCAGUUCUUGAACAUGUUCCACACAUCCAUGAACGACGCUGGCAUGCCACAUCUCAUGGCCAUUCUGAAGAGAGCCACUGUAGUCAUUGCAGGCGGCGGCGUCACAGAAGACUGGCUCCGUGCAGACAACAAGUCCUUCUACAGUCACUACAAGGACGGACGUUUCGUGAAGUACCCAAAGUACGAAGAGAACUUAGCCAAGGAGGCCGACAUGAUGGUAGAGAUUUUGGCGUCUCCGGAAGAGAAAGAAUACCUCAAACGUGGGGCUACUUACGAUGCUUGGCAUCAAGACUUCGGGAAUGAGACCACUGAUGCGUCGAGGGCUUCGGCUUCCACCCCUCCACCCCGCGCAGGAGCUGAGGUUUCGCAGUCCAGCCCGCUGAUCCGAUCUCCCCCAUCCAAGAUGCUCCGAAUGGAGUCAGGCCGCGAGGCAGAGGAGUAUGAUGCGGACGAAGAGGCGACUCGCCAUCUUCACGGCGCCCUAGCGAAAGCGCAUGAGAUAGAGGCAACACUGUACUCUAUGACCGGCUAUGAGACUGUCCUCGUCCGCACCUUCAGAUGCACCACAUACUCGUGUCGCCGGACAUUUGGUCCGAACUUCGCUUGGGACGCGAGCAGCAAAAUCAAUACUGCCAGUCCACUUGACCUGAAGAACAUGGAGGCACUCUUCGUGAACAGCAAAGUGGGAUUCAGCCUCUCGUUUCUGGAGUAUCAUGCCCUCAUGGAGUUCCGUGCCUGUCUAUCUGCCCGCGCCGUAGAGUACGUCUACCAGCACACUUUUGGCCUCAACACCGCAGGGAACAUGAGUAACCGUUGGCGUCUCUCCUACUCGUCUGCCAUCAUGUGCUACGUUGCCAUCCAUGAACUGGCCCCUCUACAUCUUCACAUGAAGAUCGUCCUCGGCAAUGAGAUCUCCUCGGAUAUCUUGGCCAAGUACGAGCAACACGUCCUCGGCCACGUCCUUCCCGCCAAAAACAGGACCAAGGUGUCAGAAGUCGUAUGUGAUGGCCACGCGAAGGUGCACGUGAAGUGUGCCAGCGCCCGCAAUCACGCGGGAAAGCCUCGAGCAGACGGCAAGAAAAAGCCAUACGGUCAUGGCUGGUUCAUGGUUGUGAACCCAGCAGACAAGCGCAUUCUGUGGGCUAAACCCAUGCUUGUGCCCGAGGGUAACGACAUCCUGGAGGACGCUAUCACCUCUAUCCUUCCCUCCUACAAGAACAUGAACUGCGUCAUCGUCGAUCGCGCUUGUAGUUUCUACCCGUCCGCACUCAAGCAAAAGCGACUGAAGCAAAUCAAGUUUUGGGUGGUCGAUAAAUUCCACUCGCACGGGCACACGAAGUCGAACUCGAACGGCGCCAAGAAGUUUUACAUCAAUCUCGAGGACGAGGUCUCCUUCGUCAUGUCCAAGGACCUUACGGGCAAACCAUGUGCUGCUUCUGUGGUGAAGGAACGCAAGGGGGCCUGGAGAACAAACCGUGGUCGACGCCUUCCUGGUGCAAAGGACGCCAAAAAGGAAACCAUCAAAGAUCAGGUCAAGCGCUUGACAGCCAUGGACACUGAUCAGGUCCUGCAGAACGCAACGCUCUUCAGGGAAAUUCUUGAUAGUCCCGACUUCGAGUUUUCACAUCUAUACAAAGUCAUCACGAUGCUGGCAUCCAAGGAUUUGCUGGAAGACACUCGGUCGGAUCGAAUUUAUCGGCUUUUCCUGGAGUCGAAUGCGAUGCAGGCAUGCUUGCGAACAACCAUCAUCAAGCAAGGAGCAGGCAGACAUCAUGGAAACUUUCUGGAGGACUUGCAAGCCUGCAGCAGAUGUGGAUGUGCGUGUAUAUACGUGCAACCCGAUGGAUGGCGAGUAGAUAUUUCCAGAUAG